CACCUGCAAGGAGCUGGCCACAUUCUCGCUGUCUCCGAUUCAGCAAGUAUGUAAAUGUCAUUUUUAUACCGAAUUUACAUGAUUUAUUUUGCGUUAACGGCCGCGCGCGUUUGCUUUUUAUAGCCGUUGAAACAAUAAAAUCCGUUAUAUCAAUAUAAAUUCACAAUGGACGUUUCUGGUGGUCACGAUUAUAACCUCGUUUGUAUCACGUAACCGUGACUUUUAAAGGCUCCGAUGGUUAGGAAGACGAUGGUGCUGAGUACGGAGUGGGCGCAGGUGGAAGUGGUCGAGCUUACGAACGACGGGAACGGGUUAGGGUUCAACCUGGUCGGCGGCAGGAGCACGGGCGUCGUGAUCAAGUACGUGCUGCCCGGAGGGAUCGCGGAGAAGGACGGUCGGCUGCAAAGCGGUGAUCACGUGCUACAGGUCGGGUCUGUGAACCUACGCGGGUUCACGUCCGAGCAAGUUGCCGCUGUGUUGCGGCAGGCGGGCCCCACGGUUCGCUUACUCGUCGCUCGUCCUGCAGACCCCGCCGCCGCUCUCCGAGCGCCGCUCCCCGGCACGGCCCUCGUACCGACUAAACUCCUCGGCGAUCCAGAACUCCUCGACCGACACCUCAUAGAAACAGGCUAUGGUGCAGUCUACAACUUAUCUCAGUGCUUCACCGACUAUAUCAACGGUCAGAAUGAUAUGCAGAACUUAGUGGCCGCCGUUAGCAUUAUAAGUGAUACCCCGCAACAAAUACCCGACCACCCUAUAAUUAAUGCUGUAUCUCCCACCAUAACUAUCACUGUACCUGUCGAACUACCGCCUUUACCUGAAGUAGAGAUUAUUCAUGUUGAUUUGAAUAAAAAUGUAUAUGGUUUAGGUAUAACGGUGGCUGGAUAUGUGUGUGAGAAAGAGGAGUUGUCAGGAAUAUUUGUAAAGAGUAUAAUAGAAGGCAGCAGUGCAGAACAGAGUGGUAAAAUAAGACUAAACGAUAGGAUUAUUGAGGUUGAUGGAAUAUCUUUAGCGGACAAAAGCAAUCCUCAGGCUGUGGAGAUAUUAAGGAACACAGGUAUAUCUGUACAUUUUGUUUUAGAAAGAUACUUGAGAGGACCAAAGUUUGAGCAUCUUCAACUUGCGAUAUUCAAUGAAGAGCGACCAUCUUCACCCUCUCCGUCAACCACAACCCUCACUUGGUUCCCAGUGCCUUCCCAAGCUGACAAUAGUAUUACUGAAAUUGAGCCUGAACCUGAAUCCAACACAACUAUAGACUCGGGUGUGUUGGAAGUGGGUGAAAAUGAAGAAGAACCCACCCAAGAAGAGUUAGACAAGCGAUUUGACGCAAUAUUUGCUGUGGAACCUGAAGAAAUAAAGAAAAAAUGGGAAUCUGAGUUUGGAUCUGACAAGGAAAUAAUUAUUGCCGAAGUCAACAAACUAUCAGGGUUAGGAAUAAGUCUAGAAGGUACAGUAGAUGUAGAAGGCGGUCAGGAAGUGAGACCCCAUCACUAUAUAAGAUCUGUUUUACCUGAAGGUCCUGUAGGUGUACAGGGCUUGCUCACAGCUGGCGAUGAGUUAUUAGAAGCAAAUGAAUACAGACUACAUGGCUUAACACAUACCGAAGUCGUUAACAUACUGAAACAACUACCAAAUCGUGUCCGUUUAGUUUGCGCACGAAGCAACACGGAAAGUGGUCCACGACCAGUAGUAAAUUUAGCACAAGAUCGUGAAGGAUUCGAAGCUAGAAAAAUAAUUUCUGGAAGCUUGAAUAAUUUAACGACAAUAGUAAAAGCGCAGUCAGAUUCAUCAAUCAAUACAUCCAGUACGGCUACAUUAACAAAUCAUUCUGGGUCUAAAAAGUCACGGUCGUUGGAGUGUGUAUCAGGAUUAGCCAUGUGGCAGAGUAAGGAAGAUAUCGUUGAAUUAUUUAAAGGUGAUCAAGGCCUAGGAUUUUCGAUUUUGGACUAUCAAGAUCCAAUAGAUCCGAAUGGAACAGUUAUAGUCAUCAGGAGUUUAGUACCUGGUGGGGUAGCAGAAAAAAAUGGGGAGAUCUCACCAGGCGAUAGAGUAAUGUCUGUAAAUGGAGCUAGUAUUAAAAAUGCGACGUUAGAUCAAGCAGUUCAAGCAUUAAAAGGAGCUCCGAGAGGUAUAGUCAAAGUGGGAAUAGCACGGCCGCUGCCAUCGCUGGAGUCUACAAAGUCAAAGAGCACAACUACACUCAAUACUAAACCGAGUUAAUCUUAAUUUAGUUACUUAUUAGACUUCUAGCUUGAGAGAUGGUGGGAAAUUUUAAGGAGAUAUUUUAUAAAUGCCGACAGAUUGUUGUCUACAGUUUUAAAGAUCUGCUGGUCUAUGGUAGGGUUGUUGCACUCAUUUUGAAAAACACUCUUAAUUUUUAUUGAGUAUCUAACACCUCAAGAUGUUUUAAAAAAGCUCCAUUUUAACUAAAUAAGGAAGAUUGCAUUCUGUAACAUAAUACAUAACUGAAAUAAAUAUGAGUAUUUUGAAAAUUUUUAAUCAAGCAUCACUUAUAGAGAAAAAAAACAUUCCCUUAUUAAAAGAUGCUUCAUUUGAUAAAAAUAUUUUUGUUUGUAUCAAAUCAAAUAACUCCCCAAAUUUUCCCACCAUCUCUUUCACCACUCUGUGUUACAACUAGUCAAAGUUGAAACCAUAUCUACAUAUUUUACGCUUAGUUUAAAUUAAGCGAAUUUUACACAGGCAUUUAGAAUGCUAAUGUGAAACAUAUAAUACUAGUACAUCAUAAUUUAAUAACUAUAUUAGUGAGCCUAAGUUUUACACUAAAUACCUAGUAAUUUUAGGGGGCUAUUGCACCAUCUGAACAUAUACAUAUACAUAUUUUGUUUCAUAAUACGUAAUAUGAAUACUUGAGAGGUAAAGUGGCAUAAGUCAAUUUUACACAAUUUUUUUUUUUUAGGGUUCCGUAACUCAAAAGGAAAAACGGAAUCCUUAUAGGAUCACUUUGUUGUCUGUCUGUCUGUCUG
Messenger RNA from Maniola jurtina (meadow brown), 2984 nucleotides. RefSeq names its product patj homolog. Gene Ontology annotation, molecular function: protein binding. The record is from RefSeq and is a predicted model, not a curated record. The transcript has a single exon. Bases 235 to 2220 code for a protein of 661 amino acids. NCBI's taxonomy places the organism in Eukaryota, Metazoa, Arthropoda, Insecta, Lepidoptera, Nymphalidae.